UCGGUGCUGAUGUUAAUCUAUUUUUCAUUUCCUCCAAAAUUUUAUCAUGUUUUUCAUUCCAAUCUCUUGUAGAUUCCUUUUUUGUAAGUUCAUAGAUUGGUGCCAUAAUUCCUGCAAAUCCACGAAUAAACCUCCUAAAGUAACUAAACAUGCCAAUCAAUGACCGUAAUUCAGCUAGAUUUUCUGGCCUCUUAAUUUUUAAUAUUGGUUUUAAAUCAGAAUCAUCCAGUCGCACUCCUCUUUCAGAUAUCAAGAAUCCUAGAUAUCGAAUUUCAGAACAACCCCAUCUGCAUUUUUCUGCUCGUAGCUUCAUUCCAACCUCACAUAAAACAUUCAAAAAGGCAUUUAAAUCAUUUAAAUGUUGA
Meloidogyne enterolobii is the source of this 365-nucleotide messenger RNA. NCBI's taxonomy places the organism in Eukaryota, Metazoa, Nematoda, Chromadorea, Rhabditida, Meloidogynidae. The record is from the annotation of a GenBank genome assembly.